GCUCUGCGAUCAUGAUCUUCCGGAUGAUCUUACGUGCCACGCUUGGAUAUCCACUUUGCAGAAACUCGAAGUCCCAUCCUGGUGAUGUCCUUCUAAAAACCAUCAUUGACGCCGCUACACGAGACAUCGGCAAAUCGCAACCUCGUCUGUACUCUGGAAGCUUCCACGUCACAAUACAACUCGCUGCUUCGCACGACCAUGGACAAGGAAGCACGGGCUGAAGAAGGCUUACCGUCGAAAGACAGCGCAGCCGAACUGUCAACAUCUGACCUGCACCACCAGGACGAAAAGCCAAACAAUCAUGAUUUCAACGAGCAGACGUACUACGUGCCAAAAUCAACCAUCAUCACCAUUUUCCUCGCAUGCUCAACGGUCGACUUUCUUGCUUUGAUGGACCAGACGACACUCGCCGCCAGUUUGACAAUCGUUAGCAACGCACUGCACGCGGGCGAUGAGCAAGCAUGGAUCGCCGGUGCCUAUUUCGUCACCUCCACAUGCUUCCAACUCCUGUACGGCCGGCUUUCAGACAUCUGGUCACGCAAGCUCAUCCUGCUCAUCGGUCUUGCCAUCUUCUUCAUAGCUUCCCUGGGUGCUUCGCUCGCAAACACCUCGAUUCAGCUGAUCGUCUUUCGCGCUUUAACCGGUAUUGCCGGAGGUGGCAUUAUGACUGUGGCGCAGAUGAUUGUAAGUGAUGUCGUGCCUUUGCGCGAACGAGGGAAAUACCAGGGCAUUCUUGGCAGCGUCGUUGCCUUGGCCCAUGGCAUCGGUCCAAUCGUCGGCGGCGCUUUGGCAUCUUCGUCUACAAAUGGCUGGAGGUGGAUCUUUCGACUGAAUCUGCCUCUGGCUGUGUUAGCGACUGCUUGUGCUGUGUUCUUGAUGCCGCUGAAGAAAGUCGAGGGAGAUUGGAUGCUGAAGCUCAAGGCAAUCGACUUCUUCGGCGCUCUACUCGCGCUUGCCGGAGCCACACUCAUUGUCCUUGCUUUGACUUGGGGCGGUGCAGCAUAUCCUUGGAAUUCUGCUCACGUCGUCGCAACGCUUGUCGUUGGGUUGUGCGCGUCUGUUGGCUUCGUGGUCUGGCAAUGGAAGGGACCAAAAUACCCUCUUGUGCCUCUUCACAUCUUCAAAGCCAAGAUUGUCAACGGAGCUUGUCUUACCAUGGCGAUCAAUGGCUGGAACUUUCUGGUUCAGAUGUACUACAUCCCAUCAUUCUACCACAUCGUCUACAAUUACUCUGCAGUACGCUCUGCUGCACUCCUUCUGCCGAUCACACUCCUGCAAACAGCCGCGAGCACCAUCUCUGGCCUUGUCGUACACUGGACCGGGCGGUAUCGUGAAUCAAUACUCUUUGGGUGGGCUUGCUGGGCUCUCGGGCUUGGUCUUUACUCAACAUUGGAUGUCAACGAUGGUCUAGGAAAACAGACCGGAUAUGCCAUCCUGACUGGCGUCGGAUGCGGCAACACCUUGCAACCAGCUUUGAUUGCCGUGCAAGCCGGAGUCGACCGCAAAGACAUGGCCGUCGUCACCUCUUUCCGAAACUUCACUCGCAACUUCGCUGGAAGCAUCGGCUUAGCUGUCGCCGGCACCAUUCUCAACAACCUCGUUGGUGCAGCCGUUCGGUCUCUGGAUCUCGACACAGAAGACACAGCAGCGCUCCUGAAAUCUCCCCAAGCAUACCUUGCCGAUCGCUCGGUGGCGGAAGCUGAUCAGAUACGUCAGACCAUCAUUCCAGCGUACAGGGACGGCUUUAGAAUCAUCUUCCUCAUUGGAGCAUCUUUGGCGGCCUUCGCAUUUUGCUUGUGCUUUUUUCUCAUGCCGCAGGUGCCUCUUGAUAGAGACGAUGAUGAAAAGUUGAAGGAGGAAGGUAAGAGGUUGAAAGAAGCUCAGAAUAAGCUGUGAGUGGGGCGAGGAUACGAAGGCGAAGUGCAAGGGUAUCAACAAGCAAGGCUGUGGUCACGUGCAAUGCGUCAGCGGCAAGAUACACGCCGCCAAAGGCUGAAGUGAACACAUGCAGUGUCUCGAUCAAUGCCAAAAGGCUUUCACCCAGGUUCAUUGAAAUUACGGGCGGUAUAGACACGUCGCAGUAUUUUGGCCUGGGCC
Messenger RNA from Pseudocercospora fijiensis CIRAD86, 2097 nucleotides. RefSeq lists its product as uncharacterized. NCBI's taxonomy places the organism in Eukaryota, Fungi, Ascomycota, Dothideomycetes, Mycosphaerellales, Mycosphaerellaceae. Gene Ontology annotation, molecular function: transmembrane transporter activity. Bases 199 to 1896 code for a protein of 565 amino acids. Gene Ontology annotation, biological process: transmembrane transport. The transcript has 3 exons. The record is from RefSeq and is a predicted model, not a curated record.